AUGAGGAUCGCAGUGAACGUUUGUUUUAUUGCUCUCGUGGCGACAGCCUAUACGAGAGAUGUAAGGCACAAACGCGAAGCAGAUCUUGAGGAAGCGGCUUCAGGAGUUUGGGAGAAAGGUGAAGGUGGAGAUCAUUAUGGUGAACAUUACGGGGAGGAAGGCGGACAUGACGAAAAUGGUUACAAGGGAUACCAUGGCCAUGACUACGGAAAGAAGGGUCAUUCCGAUCACGAAGGAUUCAAAGGACACUUCGAUGAAAGUGGCGGUCAUAAGAAACACCACCAUCAUGACGAAGGCUACCAUGAGGGACAUGACCACGGGGAGAAGGGGGAAAAGGGACAUAGUUUUGAGGAAAAAGGACAUUUUCAUAAAGGUCAUUCAACAAAGGGUCAUCAUGGAAUCCACAAAUUAGAUGAAUUCAAAAAAGAUAAGCAUUUCCAUGACAAGCAUGGCGAAUCAGGAUUUGAAGAGGGAUACGGUGGCCACCAUGAUGAAGGUGGUUAUCAAGAAGGCGGCGAGUACCAUAAAGGACACAGUAAUGGUGGGUACCACGAACAUGAAGGUGGUAACAAAGGACACUUUGAGAAGGGUGGACAUCAUCAUGAUCAAAAAGGGAACCACGAUGAAGGAGGUAAUGAAGAGUACUGGGGUCAUCACGAAGGACACGCGAGCAAAAGUGGCCACGAUGAGGGAAAAGGGUGGGGUUGGGAAAAGGGACAUAAGUAA
Zerene cesonia (dogface butterfly) is the source of this 726-nucleotide messenger RNA. Its product is annotated as histidine-rich glycoprotein-like. The transcript has a single exon. Lineage: Eukaryota; Metazoa; Arthropoda; Insecta; Lepidoptera; Pieridae. The coding region runs from base 1 to 726 and encodes 241 amino acids. The record is from RefSeq and is a predicted model, not a curated record.